Messenger RNA from Plasmopara halstedii, 153 nucleotides. RefSeq lists its product as uncharacterized. The coding region runs from base 1 to 153 and encodes 50 amino acids. The record is from RefSeq and is a predicted model, not a curated record. NCBI's taxonomy places the organism in Eukaryota, Oomycota, Peronosporomycetes, Peronosporales, Peronosporaceae. The transcript has 2 exons.
AUGAUUUUUCUGGCUAUGCAUGAUAAAUCAAUGCGAUUUGCACGUGACGGAGGCAGACUAAACACACACGAGUUCGUUUUUAUUGACACAUUGAUCGCCGCUAAUAGAGAUACAAAUGCAUUGUCUGCAGGCUAUAAGCUAAGGUGUGCCUAA